Molecule: messenger RNA, 1456 nt
Organism: Micromonas pusilla CCMP1545
Lineage: Eukaryota; Viridiplantae; Chlorophyta; Mamiellophyceae; Mamiellales; Mamiellaceae
Product: glycosyltransferase family 2 protein
Exons: 2
Coding region: 410-1315 (301 amino acids)
Source: RefSeq, a predicted model, not a curated record
GACCGCAUCGCUGGCGCGCCCAUCUCGUACGCGCUCAGAACCUCACGUGACUCUGAAAACUUCCACGCGGGCGCGGCAGCGCAAAUCCUUUUUAUGGAGCCCGACACUGCUGGCGAUUUCCACAUCGCCCCGGCUUCGUGCGCUCGUGAGGCUCACAUGGGUUCCAUGAAUCCCGUCGUGGGGUUGCUUACUACGUGAGAGGAUUGUUCGUAGUGCGGUCUGCUCGCUUCUAGAUCACAUGUUUUACCCGGAUGGGUUAGAGCUCAGUCUUUUUGUAAUCAGACCUACACAGUGUACUGUACAAUAUCGCGCCCCAAUAUCGCGCCCCCGCGCGGUUCGACGUUCGGCUCUUCGGCAUCACGGCAGCGCCAGUCGUCGCCGCGCCGCGCGGGUCUCGCGUCGCGUCGCGAUGUCGUCGACGCGUCGCUCCCCGCGCGUCGGCGACGCCGCCGCCGCGCGCGCGUCGUCGCGUCCGUCCACGUCCGGGCCGUCCACGCCGCCGGACGUCGCGCUCGUCGUCCCGUGCCACGACGAGGCGAAGCGAUUGGACGUCGACGCGUUCGUCGCCUUCGCGCGCGCGUCCACCAGGGAGUCACCCUGCGUCGUCGUGUUCGUGGACGACGGCAGCGGCGACGACACGCUCGCCGUCUUGCGCGAGAUUCGCGAUCGCGCGCCCGCGGGCGCGGUCGAGAUCCUCGCGGACCGCGCGAACGUCGGGAAGGCGGAGGCGGUGCGACGCGGGUUGCGAUUCGCGAUCGAACGACUCCGCGCGUCGCACGUCGCGUUCUGGGACGCGGACCUCGCGACGCCGCUGGAUCACGUGCGGUUAUUCCGCGACGUGUUCGAGACGCGCCCGGAGAUCGACAUCGUCUUCGGCGCGCGCGUCGGCCUUCUCGGACGCGACAUCUCGCGAAGCAUGACGCGGCACUACAUGGGACGCGUCUUCGCGACGCUCGCGUCGUGGACGCUGAGCCUGAGCGUCUACGACACGCAGUGCGGCGCGAAGAUGUUCAAAGUAGUAGGGGGGGGGACGUCAGAGCUCGCCGUCGUGCUCUCCGAGCCGUUCCGAACGCGGUGGGUCUUCGACGUCGAGAUGCUCGCGCGGUUCCACGCGCUCGCCGUCGCCGACGGGUCCGCGCCCGUGCGCGAGCGCGUGUACGAGUUCCCGCUGUUGCGGUGGAAGGACGUCGGCGGGUCGAAGGUGAAGGCGAGCGACGUCGUGAAGAUGGCGUGGGGGUUGCUGGGGAUUCGGCGCCGGUACUUCUGGUCGCGCGAGCCGUGGCCGCCGCCGCGACGUGACGACGAUAGCUCUUAGCGCACGCCGUCCCUAGGUAGUUGUUCUACGAAGGUCGUUGUUCUGCCGAAGGUACACACUGUGUUAAUUCGCGGCUUAAGGGCAUAGGCACUGUACUUUAUACACAUGAUGAAACUGAAUAAAACAAAAAGGUUGACGUCG